This is a messenger RNA of Acanthamoeba castellanii str. Neff, 891 nucleotides long. RefSeq lists its product as uncharacterized. The transcript has 10 exons. The coding region runs from base 1 to 891 and encodes 296 amino acids. NCBI's taxonomy places the organism in Eukaryota, Discosea, Longamoebia, Acanthamoebidae. The record is from RefSeq and is a predicted model, not a curated record.
AUGAAGGCCUUGGCGGUGUUGAUGUGCAUCGGCCUGUUGGCCGUGGCUACUCAUGGCAUGGGCCACAUUCCCACCCCCUUCGGAAUGAUGCCUGAGACUUGCGUCCACAGAGUGAGGAGCGGCGCCACAAUCCGCGAGGUCGAGGGCGGCGUCCACGUCGCUCAUCCUGAAGGAGACGUUCAUCUGCCUACGCGCCCCGAGUGCGUGGCGUGGCUGAAGGAGCGCAUGGCCGCGACCGAGGCCCGCCUGAGCCAGAGCAGCCAGCCCGCCGGUUCCGACGUCCCGACCGAGACCUUCCCGCCCUCCAACGGUUGGUUGGACUACGUCGGCUACUACCCGUCGCAGCUCGUGCACUACUUCUCAGGUCGCUACACCGUGCCUCAGACGCCCAAGAACAUGGGAGGCCUCCUCUACUGGUUCAUCGGCAGCGAGAACUUCCAGACCGGUAUUGGCGUGACCAUCCUGCAGCCCGUUUUGACGUACUACACGAACGGGUGGACCUUCUCCUCUUGGAACUGUUGCCCUCAAGGCCAGGCGCACCAAUCGACUCCGAUUUCGGGUUUUGGCCCGGGAGAUGUCUUGGACGGCGUCAUCGACCAGUCCGGCGAUAACUGGGUGGUCUACUCGAGCUUCGGAAGGCAGUCCACGCAGCUGACCGUGCCCGAUGCCGGGCGAAAGUUCAACUGGGUCGAUGUGACGCUGGAGACCUAUGACGUUACUGAUUGCGCCCAGUUUGCCUCUGGCCCCGUCUCCUUCUACGACAUGAAGCUCGUGUUGAGCGAUGGUUCCAGCGUGCCUCCCGUGUGGCAGCUCAACUCGCCCGCCAGCACCAAAUGCAACGGCACGCUGACCGUCAACAGCCCCUUCUCCGUCACCAUUCGGCACAACUGA